Messenger RNA from Aspergillus japonicus CBS 114.51, 609 nucleotides. Its product is annotated as FAD-binding domain-containing protein. The transcript has a single exon. The annotation marks the transcript as partial. NCBI's taxonomy places the organism in Eukaryota, Fungi, Ascomycota, Eurotiomycetes, Eurotiales, Aspergillaceae. Gene Ontology annotation, molecular function: FAD binding. The record is from RefSeq and is a predicted model, not a curated record.
UCUGGUUUGACAGUCAUUGGCGGGGGUCACAGUGGCCACUGUAUGCGGCCCCACAUUGUCUCAGUCGACAUGAUCGAAUGUCACGGAGUACAUAUUGUCCCGGUUGAGGCUGGCACUGGAGAUUCGAAUUCUGAUUCUGGGUCUGUGGUAGUCGCUGGAGCGGGCUGCAAGACAAGCGAUCUCAUCAAGAAGACUAUGGAGGUGGGCUUGACGGUGCCCUUGGGGUCACGACCGAGUGUAGGAGCGGGACUGUGGCUGCAAGGCGGCAUCGGGCACCUGGCUCGGCUAUGCGGGCUUGCAUGCGAUGCCAUUGUUGGCGCUGUACUUGUCAGCGUUGACUCAAGCCAAGUCCUCUGCAUAGGCGAUGUGCCAACCAAACACAGGCCUGCUGGUGCUAUCCGCCCGGGAAACGAAUCCGAUCUACUUUGGGCGAUAAAAGGCGCUGGAACCAACAUCGGCAUUAUAGUCAGCGUCACUUUCAAGGCUUUCGCAGCUCCGACCUAUUCCGUGCGAAACUGGGUCCUCCCUUUGACUGAUAGCUUCUUCGGAUGGAAGCACUGUACAGUACAGUACUCAACCUAUUUAUUCCUCUUCUCCUCCAAAAUGUAA